AUUCCCUUACAAUUAAAACAGUCCAAUUACUUAUCGAAUGUUAUGUAGCAUACAAGUAACGCAAAAAUGAGCGCGGAAAACAAGUUAACAGCAGUUAACUCUGAGCUGUGAAAUACGGAGCAAGACUGCUAAUUUAAGCGCUGCCAUUAUUCGCCAACAAUAUGGCAACUUUAUGUGCCAUAGAACUCUACAAAAAGCAAAGCAACCUAGCCUGCGAAAACAAACGCAAAGCAACAAUACAAACACAGGCGAAAUCAAAUUAUAAGACACAGACGUAAUAUAUGCGUGAAAAACUAGCUGGCAACAAUAACAGUUGCGUGUGUUGAGCCAAAUGUCAAGAAAAACUAGCAAAAAGCGACGCAUCAAAUAAAAAUUGAGUGUUAAGUGUAAAUCAACUAUGACUUCGGUUAUAUAUGUGGAAUUGAGCUCGGAUUCGGAGGAGGAGGUAAAAGCGCCAGUGACAGCGCCAACAACGUUCAGCUGGUGUAGAAAAGGCCCACCCGAUGCGAAGCGAGCGCGUCGAGAGCUGACAAAGAUGACCACUGCAAAAACGUUGCCCACGAAAUUGUUGCACAUACCAAAAGCUUCUAUUGUGACACCAGCCACUGGGAUCAAGGUAACACCUACUGUAACGGCAGCGACAACAGCGACAGCAACUGGAACAAUAGUCGGGACAUACAGGUCCAUGCAUAUACCCAGUGGCAUAACGGUAACCAAGCACAACAACAGCAAUGGCAAUUUCAACAUGUCCACUGCCAAAAUCACAGUCGAAACUAACAAUAAUAGCAACAUCAGCAGCAACAACAAUAACAAUAACAAUAAUGCAAAUUACAAGCCUUUCAAACUAGCAAGUGGUACCUGGUCAAAGACGCCAACGGGCACCACAAUGGCAACAAUUACCAGUGUACCCAGCCCACAGACGAUGACCUCAAAGCCGGUGCAAAGACCCAGCACACAUCAGCAAAAGGCGACUAUAAAACAAAAGUCAACGACAACAACAGCUCCACAAAAAACUGCUGUACAGCAACAGCAACAGCAACAGCAACAACAACAGCAGCAGCAGCAGCAUCAGCAACAGCAACUGCAUCAGCAAAAGCAGAGGGCAGCAACGUCGAUCAAGCAGCUGCAACAACAGCAGCCAAAGCCGACGAUGUCUGCGGCACAACUGCCACAAAAGCAGGUGAACACUCUGCAACAGCAGCAGCAGCAGAAGCUAAUGGCGACAACAUCCAUACAACAGCAGCAAAAGCCACCGCCAACGAUGUUACAACAGCAACAGCAGAAAUCCACAGCAAUGCUGCAGGUGCCACAGCAACAAUUGCAGCAAAAGCCGUCCAUUACAAUGUCAACGGUGCAGAUGCAACAUCAGCAAAGGACACCCACAGCGAUUGCAACGCCAACUGUAAUGUCACAAAAGCCAAUUUUGCAACAACAGCGACCGUUAAAACCACCGCUGCAACCACAUCAACAGCAGCAGCAGCAGCAGCUGCUGAAAACACAGCAAGCCAACCAACAAAUAAUGUUAACCAAAAAGCUGCCAGUAAAACAAACAGCAAAGCAAACUGCUACACAGCGUUUGCCCACCUUGCAAAAGAUGCCGCUGACAUCGCCCGCCAGCCAACAAAAGCUGCCGCCGCCAGCGCAUAGUGCCAACAACAGCAGCACCACGAACAGCGGCAACGUACAGUUGCACAAACAGAAGAUGCAGCAGCAACAGCAACAGCAUCAGCAGCUGGCACCACCGCCGCCCGCACAUCAUGCGACGACACAGCUGGCAAAGCUCACGCCAAUGCCCAUGUUGAGCAGACAGAAUGUCGUGCUGCCAACGCCUGCUUCAAUAAACAGUGCAGCACGCACACUGCCCUACAAAAUGAAACCCACUGCAGCAAGUGUAACAGCAACAUCUGUAGCAACAAUAACAACAGCUGCAGCAUCAGUAACAGCCACAACUGCAGCAGUAGUAGCAGCAUCAGCCCUACGCAACGUGCAACAGUUUACGCCCAGCAGCAACAGCAUCACAACAGCAGGUGCAACGCCCCCUUUACGUCUGUUAGCCACGCCUCCACAUUGCGCUGCAGCAUUAAACGAGCCGCUGCUGCUCAAUCUGCCGCCCACGACGAGCAUCACGCCACAGCUGACGCCGACGACAACGCCGCCGCCGACGGCAACAUCGACAACAGCACCUGCAACAGCUCCUGCUGCUGCCAAGAUAACCUUUCCAGGUGCAAGUAUUUCACCUGUCCAAAAGCCGGCCACUAAGCGUGUGCAGCCCAUCACAGUGCUCAAGAAAUCGGAUGACGAGUGGCGUCGGCACAUAGCACAACAGCAACUCGAACAGUGUCACAAACCAAAGGAGCCGCCCAUUACCACGCCCACCAUCGUGUUAGUCGAAUCGCCGCCCACAACGCCACCGACCGAAAAGGUUGAGAGCAGCUCUGCUCCAGUUGCUCCAACUGCAACUGCGACUCCAACUACAGUGACUGCUGCUGCUGCUUCUGGUCCAGCUACAACAGUUGCUGGAUCUGCUACAACACGUCCACAACUUGUGCCGGAAUAUACGGCCAUGUUACAGUUAUGUCGUGAGCUAGAUAAAUCGCCGGAUAUGGAGCGAUUGAUUGAGAUUAAGCUGAUGAAAUACUAUUACAGUGUCCAUGAGAACUUUGUCCGUUCACGUGGCUUUCGCAAGCAAUUGGAACAGACCAUGGAACGCAUGCGCAAUGAGCCGGAUAUGAUUUAUGUGCAUCUCAAGUGUGUGGUCGAUGAGUUGAAGGUGCGACGUAAAGCCAAAGCGGUAGAGCUGCCUCCCGACGAGCCGGAAGAGAAGCCAGCAGCCCCAGCGGCUGUAACAGCAGUAGCAGCAGCCUCAAUACCAACGCCAACUCCACCUGAGAUUAAGAAUGUGCAGCCAGCGGUUACACCAGCAGCAUCUCCUCCCAGCACUGGCAACAAGCGCACGGAUGAGCGUAUUAGGAAAUUAAAUCGCACUUUGUAUACCAUUACGAAACGUAUUAGCGCCUUGGAAGAGGCGGAUGUCGAUUGGAAUGAUGAUGAUGACUCCAGUUAUCUGCAGGUGGAGCGCUAUAAGAAGCGCGCCUGUCAGAUCUAUGAGAAAAUCUGUGAUUUAACCGGUGAAAGUAAAAGCGCACAUCGUCAGAUGAAGCAGCCCAUAUUAUUUAAGGAUACGCCAUAUCCACAAUUCAAUCGCACACUCUCCGCGUUCGUCAAUCGCAUGCAUGAAUUCCCCGAUUAUCAUGAUGUGCUCCAACUGCUGGAGCAUUGUAAUAAGGAUAAGAAUCUAGGCCUGGCUACGUUCGAAAUGAAGCGCAUAGCUCAUGACGCGUUUGUUAAGGUGGGUCGCCUGCUCCAGGCGCGGCGUAAGACUGAUCUCUAUGAGACCGUAACACAUUUCACAGCCAAUGCCAAGGAUCCAGCUGUCUCGGAUGCUACACUGCUGGCCAAGCUCAACGAAAAUAACAAGAAGCAAACGAAAAUCAGUGACAUACUAGAAAAAUUUGCGCGCGAGCAGGAUCUCACCAGCGAGGAGCAGCGCGAGGCGAGGCUAAAGGAAAAACAACUGCAAGCGGCGGUAACAGCAUCAACAGCAACGGAAACAACAUCAGUCGAAACAGCCACUGGAGAGACAGUCGCUAAACAUACAUUUGUUCCACAUGUAGACGAUGAGAAGCCCUGCACUAGUGCUCAGGCCCAGGCGCAGGCAGCCCAACAAAUUGUCUUAACAAAUGGCCUGGAAAAAAGUGAAUGUGAGCAUGACAGCGACAGUGAUGAGGAUGAUGAGGACGACGAUGAAACGGAUGAGGAUGUAGACGCCUUUGUUGAUAAUUUUAAAGCAAACGGCGAUAUAAGCGAUGUAGAAUCCGAUACGGAAGCAAAUGCAGCACCAAAGACAUCUGCUACUGCCGCAACGGCGGCUGCUCAUGUGAUAGUUAAUAAUAUAACGAGAGUCAAGACUGCUGCUAAUAAUGAUAAUAAUAAUGUUGACGAUAAUGUUAAUGAAAGUGCGAAAGAGGCUGCUAAAGCGUUGCCCAACGGCAAGCUGAAGGAUGCACCUGCUGCCCAGGUACUAAAGGUUAUGUCAGUUUCUAGUCUAAAUGCAACUGUAUCCACAACCACCAUCAACAAUAAUAGUAACAGCAACAGUACGAACAUUAGCAGCUCAGAGCAGCCGCCGCAGAAACAGCAGCAGCAGCAGCAGCAAGAAAAGCAACAGAUCACAGAAAUUAUCAUUUCAGAUGAGGAGUCAUAAGUGUUCUCCUCGUUCAUUUCCCAUCAGCAGCAUGUUAGUUUCUGUUUUAUUUAGUUAGAAUUUAUUUAUUUAUCUCAUAUUGCGCACAGUUUGUUAUACUUCC
Molecule: messenger RNA, 4367 nt
Organism: Drosophila hydei
Lineage: Eukaryota; Metazoa; Arthropoda; Insecta; Diptera; Drosophilidae
Product: mucin-2
Exons: 5
Coding region: 398-4264 (1288 amino acids)
Molecular function (GO): histone binding
Source: RefSeq, a predicted model, not a curated record